GCUUGCUCUCCAUGCACUCUUCCAAGCCCCAAAGCAAAAGAAGAAACAGACCAAAAAGGAGAGGGAAUUAAAAGGUUGGUAGAGUGAGAGACAUACAAUUGCACAAUACCCAAAAAGAAAUCCACUGAAACAGAGAAAUAUGAGAAGCAAGAAACUGAUAGUGUUUUGUAUUGUGGUGGCCUCAUUGGCCAUGGCAUCAAUGGCAACAAUGGAGGAUGACGAGAAUGAAUGUGCAGAGCAGAUGGCAACCCUUGCAGCUUGCAUUCCAUUUGUGAGUGGCACAGCAAAGAAACCAACACCAGAGUGCUGUGAAAACACCAAGAAGGUGAAGGCCAACAAACCCAAGUGCUUAUGUGUUCUCAUCAAAGAGAGCACUGACCCUUCCAUGGGCCUCCCUGUCAAUACAACUUUGGCUCUCCAAAUGCCCUCAGCUUGCAACAUUGAUGGCAAAAUCUCUGAUUGCCCAAGUAUUCUGAAACUGCCACCAAAUUCCCCGGAUGCAAAGAUUUUUAAAGAGGCAGAUUCAAAUUCUACCACAUCCCCCACAACUGAUGGUCAUGAUCAUCAUUCUACACCCACUUCAGCUUCUACUUCUUCAUCAUCAUCUGUCUCAACAUAUUCAAAGCCAUCAGACUCAAAAGCAACUCCAAGCAGUGGAGCAACAUUAAUGAAGUUAACUGAGACUACAUAUCUGUUGAUGAUGAUGGUUUCGAUGGCACUGAUGUUCAACUGA
Messenger RNA from Prunus mume (Japanese apricot), 733 nucleotides. Its product is annotated as non-specific lipid transfer protein GPI-anchored 14-like. The record is from RefSeq and is a predicted model, not a curated record. Lineage: Eukaryota; Viridiplantae; Streptophyta; Magnoliopsida; Rosales; Rosaceae.